Messenger RNA from Girardinichthys multiradiatus, 1726 nucleotides. It is a transcript of the gene rnf180b, whose product is annotated as ring finger protein 180b. The coding region runs from base 114 to 1523 and encodes 469 amino acids. The record is from RefSeq and is a predicted model, not a curated record. Gene Ontology annotation, cellular component: endoplasmic reticulum membrane. Gene Ontology annotation, molecular function: ubiquitin conjugating enzyme binding; ubiquitin protein ligase activity. Gene Ontology annotation, biological process: protein polyubiquitination; positive regulation of proteasomal ubiquitin-dependent protein catabolic process; serotonin metabolic process. NCBI's taxonomy places the organism in Eukaryota, Metazoa, Chordata, Actinopteri, Cyprinodontiformes, Goodeidae. The transcript is spliced from 8 exons.
GGGAGAAUAAGCGUUCUCGUAAAGUUUGGCCCCGCAGACAUCCCGUAGGGUCUAAUUUUUCCUGUUGUUGCAAACAGUUUUAAAUCUGCACAACUUCGCUUGUUUAAACCUUUAUGAGUCGUUAUUUAAGAUGGAAUAAACUGUUCCUGCUGAAAAGUUUGAAGAUGGACAGAGCGAUGCUCCGCUGCAGAAGGUGUCGCAGGGUCGUCAUUGACUUCACAUGUUUGUUAACGGCAGCAGAUGAAAGUCCAGCUGGUGGCUGCAGUAUUUGGCACAUAGACGCUGACAACCUCCCAGAGUGGAUCCUGACCUCCGUUCAGCAGGCUCUGUGGACGGCAGGGAAGCUAAACUGCCGUCACUGCGGGGCUCGUUUGGGUGGCUUCAGCUUCCUCGCUCGCUCCGACUGUCCAUGCGGCCGUGACGCCACCGUCCAUCUCAGCAAGAGCCGCGUAGAUCUGGACCAAACGCCCCACGUCCUCGUUGUCCAGCCGAGGAGGACAAGCUCUGGGACAGGACUGUUGAUGGACCUCUGUCAAAGUGAAGAGGAGGCUUCUCUGGACAGUUUCCAGCUCACAUGUCUUCCCUGUUUGUCACCCAUCAUUCCUCCAGACGCUUUGGAUCCACUGUAUGCUGCUGAAAACUCCCAUGGUGCUGCAGGCCAUCCAGACAAGUUAGAGUUGCAUUCAUCUGUUAGAAGUGCAGCAGAACAUCAGUCUGACCCAGAUCAUGAAGCCUGGAGGAAUGUUCUUCCCUGGGUUUCUGAAAUAUCGGGAGGAUCACAGUCGUCUCUAGAGCUGCAGCAAACUGAGGAAGUUUCCCUCAGAAGGAGAUUCACCUCUGAAGCAGAAGCUGAGCUGGAAGAGGAAGCGGAUCCAGUCUUAUCCAGCUUCUCGGCUUGGAUCAGACAGAACAAAAGAGAUAAGAACCGUCUGAAGAGUCAGAGGAGGAAGCAGAGGAGGAGAGAAAGAUGGCUGCAGAGUCAGAUGAAGGAGGCGGAGACUGAAAGCAGUACAGACUCACCUCUGGACUCUGAGGACGUGGACAGAGACGGUCUGACCUGCGCCGUGUGUCUGGACGUCUUCUUCAGCCCACACACCUGUCAGCCCUGCGCUCACGUCUUCUGUGAGCCGUGUCUCCGAAGGCUGGCCAAGAACCGGGCCACCAACACGCCAUGCCCGCUGUGCCGGUGCCUCAUCUCCCACACCAGCUUCCACAGAGAGCUCGACCUGACGGCAAAGACUCUGUUCCCGAAGUUCUGGGCCACCUGCAAGCAGAACUUCCAGAACGCUCCGUGUGCUCGAUGGCCUCUGCCAAGCUCCCAAGAACACUCACGCUUCUUUUGGGUUAAUCAACGGCGCGGCGCAACCGCGUGGGGACGCUGGCACUUCACUCCCGGAGCGUUUGUCUUCAACAUGCUGGGCCUGCCCCAUCACACCUUCUUCCACAUCGACAUGAUCUUAUUCAUCUUUGCUUUAAAGUUGCUCUGUUGCCUCUCCGUCUUGUUAUGCAAACUCAUCUUUUGAGUUUUGGUUUUCUGCAGGUGGGCUCUUCUUUGCUUGCUUUCUGAAAGCAUCAGAGGAAGGAGGGCUUACAGGAGGACAUUUUGGUUUUAAUUUGCACAUUAUUUAAUCAAGAUUAUUGGCUUUUGAAAGCCUGCUGUUCACUGUGAAGCUGCACUAAAUGGUUCCAAGUUCUAUUAAAAUAAAUGUGUUUUCUAUUUUUCAAA